This is a messenger RNA of Hydra vulgaris (swiftwater hydra), 1323 nucleotides long. The record is from RefSeq and is a predicted model, not a curated record. NCBI's taxonomy places the organism in Eukaryota, Metazoa, Cnidaria, Hydrozoa, Anthoathecata, Hydridae.
AUGGCCUUAGACAACCAGCCAUUUACUUUAGUUGAAGAUACAGGUUUUAAUAACUUAAUGAACCAUUUAGAACCCAGAUAUUGCAUGCCAAGUAGAAAAUUUUUUUCUAAAACAGUAAUACCUCAACUUUACAUGGAGUUAAAUAAUAAAAUUUCUGAUAAAUUAAUAAAAACAGAUUACAUAAGCUUUUCUUCAGAUAUAUGGACAUGCCCAAUUUCUCAUGAAUCAUUUAUUUUAUUGUCUAGCCACUCCAUAGAUAAAGAUUUUAAUAGAUUUGAUGUGGUAUUAGAUGCUUCUCAUUUUUCUGAAAGCCAUACUGGAAUAAACAUAUCCAAAAAGUUAGAAAGUAUGUGGGAUAGCGGGAAAAUUGAAGCUGAAAGACGACAUAUUCUUGUAAGAGAUGGUGCAAGCAACAUGAUAAGUGGGAGUAACCUAGCUGAAAUUCCUGCAAUCCAUUGUACUAUUCAUUUACUUCAAUUAGUUGUUUCAGAUUCAAUAAGUGAAAAUAUUGUAAUUGACGUUCUUUCAAAAUGUCGUCGACUUGUAACUCAUUUUAACCAUUCAUCUCUAGCAUGUAACAACUUUAAACAAAUUCAGCUGCAACAAAAUCUCGACCCUCUUUAUCUUGUUCAAGAUGUCCCAACAAGAUGGAACAGCACCUAUCUUAUGCUUGAUAGAUUAAACAAGUUAAAAAUUCCAGUUCAACUAUACUCAGCAGAACGUUCUGAUUUAAUGCCCUUUUCUACAUUAGAAUGGACAUUAAUAUUAAACAUUAUUAAACUGUUAAAGCCUUUUUUCCAAUUAACUCAGGAAAUGAGUUCAGAAAUAACAACUUUGUCUUCUGUAAUUCCAAAUAUGUGCUCAUUAAAGAAAUUUAUGUCAAAAUGUCAAGUUGAUUUAACUACUUCAAUUGAUUCAAGAUAUAAGUUUUCUUUCUUUGAGGAUGAUAUCAAAAAACAGGCUAAGUACUGGUUAAUAAAUGAAAUUUUAUCCUUUGAAAAAACUCUUGUUUGUUCUGAAGAAGUAGAUUUUAGUGUAAAUGAAGAACCAUCACAAUUAAAUUUUUCAAUUAAUACUGAAAAAGAAGACACUCUUGAAGCAUACAGAAAACUCUGUCCAAUAAAGACAUGGAUGCAAGAAGAACGAUUCCCUCUUUUAAAAACAAUUGCUUCAAAAUAUCUAUGCAAUCCUGCAUCAUCCAUAUUUUCUGAAAGAUUGUUCUCAGAAUAUGGUAAUAUCUAUGAGAAAAAGAGAUCUAGGUUAUUGCCUAAAACAGGAGAAAUGCUUUUGUUUAUUCACCAUAAUGGGAGGAAAAUAGAAUGA